AUGAAGGGUCAAGACCAAGUCAUCGAAGAGUUCAACACUUACGUCAAUAUGGCAUCGUCUGAGCUGGAGAAAUGGCUCAAAUCCGAUGAUUCCAACAGCGCCGGCUGGCCAAAAGAAGAAGAGAACGGCGAGACUGUCGGACAUGACAGUGGUCGAAAGAUUGUCGAGAUCCUGGAGGCCAAUCCCAACAAAGAUCCAACAAAGUAUGAUGAGGAUCAAAUUGCGCACAUGCGCAAGGUUGUCGGAUAUUGCAAGCGCCAUCUUGCGCAAGAAGCAGCGGGGACAAACGAAAAGUCUACCGAGGAGGUCAAAAAGACGAAGUCGUACGCAUCUUUGAAGAAUUGGGGCCAUGACGUCUUGAAGGCUCGCGACGAGGCAGAGAAAGGAGACGAUAAAGAUGAUGACGCUGCAGAGGAUGGGGCGCAGGCUGGUGAUAAACGAAAGGCGUCCAGGGGUCAACAAGGGUCAACCAAGAAAAGAGAAACAUGGCAGGGUAAAGGUGUGACUACAGGAGAGGAAGAAGAGCACAAUGUCGGAGACAGUGACAGUGAUGGGGAUGAGGAUGUAGAGCUGGUCGAGGAACAUGAGAGCUCUGCCGAGGAGAAUGACGAAGGUGAGGACGAAGGUGAAGAGGUAGAUGACCAGAAUGACGACAACCGCAAAGCUGCAAGGAAAAAUGAGCCCAAGAAGCAAGAGCAAAGCAAGAGCAGCCAGGAACGCAACGAGACCAAGGCCACAUCUGGAGAUAAGACCAGUUCAAAGGCAACAAAGGGUCCUGAGAAGGGUGAAACAGUCAGCUGGAAAUGGGGUAGUGGCCAACCCGAGGGCAAAGUAUUGGACGUCAAGGGUGAAGACACUUCCAUCACGACUAAGAACGGAAAUCAGGUUAGUCGCAAGGGAACGAAGGAGGAUCCGGCGGUUAUCUUGGACACAGGAAAGUCGAAGGCAAUCAAGCUGAAUCAUGAACUGAACUAGAUCAUGUUAAAUUGCUAUCUUGCCACAAAUAGAUCACCUUCUGUGGGACGGCAUCUACUUCUUCAAUAAUGACAUGCAUCAUUGGAUGAUUUUCGGGUAUCUCAACUUGCGUUCAUAGUCUCUUGAAUCAACCCGACUGAUAUAGCCUAUCAUAAUGCAAAAUACCACUCCAUAAUGAUUGCGGGGAAGCCUGCUACGUGUGGGGUGAUGUCGCAUUGUGUGUGCUGAUCCUACCGCUUCUAACAACCCCCGGCAGCUACGUUCAAGGUGAUGGUUGGUUCGUUACUACUUUCUCCUCUAUAUGUGACCCUAUGAUUGAUCAACUCGGGUGAAUGUGACCCGGAAGAUGUUACCCUCGGCAGACGAUCUCAGACACCUCGCAGGAAUAAAUGGUCAACCCCCUCGUCUCCGAUCUAAUUUCGUGGUUUCAAUAGGCCCUCCG
Molecule: messenger RNA, 1417 nt
Organism: Ilyonectria robusta
Lineage: Eukaryota; Fungi; Ascomycota; Sordariomycetes; Hypocreales; Nectriaceae
Exons: 3
Coding region: 1-975 (324 amino acids)
Source: RefSeq, a predicted model, not a curated record